AUGGCGGCAUUGACGUCACUGGCGUCAGGAUCGACCACCCAUCCCGCCAAGAGCAAAACAAGUUUCUUGAGCCCAAACAGCGCACAAGACGAAGAAAACAAGGCUAUGAUUCAAGCCUACGUUCUACAAGAAGGUCCUCCACAACUACGGUACGACUGUGUCAUUGAAGAAACUAUCGAGAUGCCUUUGUUCCAUUCACGACGGGACGAGCCUGUUGAGCCGGUCAUCGAAGAGCCCGUAGCCAAAAAGCACGGCCUCUUCCACAGCCGCCGGGACCCGUCCCCAGCGCGAACCGCCUCCACGACGCCGUCCUCUGGCACCGGUCACGAUCUCCGCAACCAUGGCAGCAAUCGAGGCAGCUUCUUCCGGCGCAGCCACGACGACGCCACCACCGCCGUCAACGACGACCCCUCGCCGAAGCGCAGCCCAAGCCUGCUGCACAAGGGCCUCCACCGGAUGGGCGUGGGCAGGGACGACGAGCGCGACCUGGACCCGAGCAUCCUCCGCGCGCGGGAGCACGUCAUGAGCGCCGAGGCGGCGGAGGAGGAGGCGGACCGGGCGCUGGACGCGGCGCGGCGACGGGUGGGCGAGGCGCGGGAGCACGUCCGGCGGCUGGAGGAGGAGACGGCGGAGGAUGCGCGGCGGGCGCGGAUCAAGCAGCACCACGCGGCCGAGGUUUCGAAGCGCGGCAAGGUUUUGGGACGUCAUGGUCUCUGA
Messenger RNA from Cordyceps fumosorosea ARSEF 2679, 717 nucleotides. RefSeq lists its product as hypothetical. The record is from RefSeq and is a predicted model, not a curated record. NCBI's taxonomy places the organism in Eukaryota, Fungi, Ascomycota, Sordariomycetes, Hypocreales, Cordycipitaceae. The transcript has 3 exons. Bases 1 to 717 code for a protein of 238 amino acids.